Yamadazyma jaroonii is the source of this 492-nucleotide messenger RNA. The record is from the annotation of a GenBank genome assembly. NCBI's taxonomy places the organism in Eukaryota, Fungi, Ascomycota, Pichiomycetes, Serinales, Debaryomycetaceae.
AUGUUAUCAUUUUGGGGAAGAAUAGGUCAAAUAGCAAUUACUAUUGCAUCAGCAGUAUACAACAUUUUAUUAAUGAGAUAUGGUGAUGCUGAUUUACACCUCAUAGUUUCAGCAAUAGCUACAGCUGCUUAUUUAAUUGUUGUAAUUAUCAUUGGUUUACCACCAUUGAUCUUAACGAUUUUGGAGGUUGGGUGUUUCGCCAAUUCCAUAGUGAGUUUGGUUUUCUUGUACAAAGAUUAUUUAUGGCUCGCUGAGUAUUAUAAUACGUACAUAAUCAGAGCUACGUUUGGGCUUAAUACGACAAUGACGUUUACGUUCUUGUUAACUACCAUAUCAGUGCUUUAUAAUGUCACUUAUAAGAUGAUUAGAUACCCUGAGAGUGAAUAUUAUAAUGAAUUUUUCCGUUGUAAGGGUAGGAGAGAACUUGAAUGGGGAGCCUUAUGUUUAAUCAGUCUCAAAUCCGAUCUUGUUGAAGUUAAGGAAUUGGUGUAG